AUGUCUACAGUNACGCCAGCGAGACCAGCAGCAGCGCUCGUGGCUCUCUCGGUACUGAGACUGGCGGCGUUCGUCUUCCCCGUUCCUUCCUCAAGAACAACGCUGGUGUCACUGUCGCCGGCACCAACACUGGUACUGGUACCCGUACUAGCAGUGCAGUCUCCUCCUCCGCUGCUCCUUCUUCACGCCUCUCUUCUGCCACUAGCGUCAACGAGCGUCCCGCCCACUUCGAGCUCCGUACCACUGGAUGGAUGCACGUCAGANAAGGACUUCCGUGAGGAGAAUGUCCCCAAGCUUGCUGACGAUGAAGUUGAAACGUUCAAGGAUGGCAGUGAUGAUGAGGAUUUUGACAUGUAA
Messenger RNA from Aureobasidium musti, 357 nucleotides. Lineage: Eukaryota; Fungi; Ascomycota; Dothideomycetes; Dothideales; Saccotheciaceae. The record is from the annotation of a GenBank genome assembly.